Molecule: messenger RNA, 525 nt
Organism: Lottia gigantea (owl limpet)
Lineage: Eukaryota; Metazoa; Mollusca; Gastropoda; Lottiidae
Exons: 4
Coding region: 1-525 (174 amino acids)
Source: RefSeq, a predicted model, not a curated record
AUGAAUCUUGAUGUGAUGUUGACACUCUGUGGAGUCUUGUCUCACAGUUCCUUCAUACAAAGCAUUGCUUUGAAAAAGCCUGUUAAUAUGAGCAGUGUUUCAAAUAUAGAGGGAGCAUGUAACGGUGUUGACGGUUCACUCAAUAGUUUCAUCCUAAUACAGAGUGAAGAACAAGUAGAUUGGUGGUGUGUUGACCUGGGGAAAAUAUAUAUCUACCAGUCGAUUGUUAUAUACAGCAAUGGCAAUAGUGAGAUAUAUAGCAUGAAUCAAAUAAGUGGUUUCGAGUUACGUUUGGGCAACUAUGGACAAUGUUCUGUAGUAUCGUAUCAUGGAACCACGCUAUGUUAUGAAGAUAUUGAACCAAUUGGUCUUGCCUUGUACAACAUAACAUCGUGUAACCAUCCAGGCGUCACUUUCUCUUCAAGGUUUAUAUUCAUCAGUCCAAGAUCCUACGUCGUCUUGGAGGAGUUGGUGAAAAAUGCUGUUGCUGGAGAUCAUAAAUUGAAUACAAAAAUACUCGAGUAG